Drosophila ananassae is the source of this 6874-nucleotide messenger RNA. It is a transcript of the gene ldd, whose product is annotated as ATP-binding cassette sub-family A member 13. Gene Ontology annotation, molecular function: ATP hydrolysis activity; ABC-type transporter activity; ATP binding. Gene Ontology annotation, biological process: lipid transport; transmembrane transport. The transcript has 15 exons. Gene Ontology annotation, cellular component: intracellular membrane-bounded organelle; membrane. The record is from RefSeq and is a predicted model, not a curated record. Lineage: Eukaryota; Metazoa; Arthropoda; Insecta; Diptera; Drosophilidae. The coding region runs from base 369 to 6362 and encodes 1997 amino acids.
CCUAGUGAAGCUCAGUUCAAUUGCGACUGGCGAUCGCAGCGGAUGUGACAGGGCGGAAGAGAGUGCAUCAAAUUAUUUUUUUAAGCGUGCUUAAUGUGCUAAAUAAAUAGUUAAAGAAUUAAAGCCAAAUAAGAAUUUAAGUGAUAAAAAAGUGCUUAAGAAGUGUGUGAUAUUGCAAAAAAUAAACAUAAGAAUUGUUUUGUAAUUUUUUUACUUACAAGAAAUUGUAAUUUGAUAAAAAAAACCAAGAAUCUGCGGCAAUUGUGAACAAUUUUAAGCAAAGCUUGCCCCUUUUAAAAAUGUUGGAGUAAUCUUAAAUAUUAAAAACAAACUAAACUGAAAACCUUAAAGAAAGUUUUUAACCAAAAAUGCGGAUCCAUUUGGAUGCCCGCGAGAUUCGCGAACUUUUGAGAAAGGAUCUGAUAGUGCGAUGGCGCCAAAAGAUCCUCACCCUGAUCCUGCUGGGCUGGCCCAUGAUGAUCUUCAUGCUGCUCUACCUGAUCCGGCUGAAGUAUGGCUCGGAGCAGGUGCCGGCUUGCCAGUAUCCGACCAGACUCCUGCCCACCAAGAACCAGGUGGUGCCGGCGGCCUUCUCCUACAUCUGUAGUUUGGAGAACAAGUGCCAGCCCUCGGAGCCCUAUGAGGAGUAUUCCAAAUGGAAAGAGGCGCCUUUGCAUUCUGUGGUUGAGGUAAUCAACGCUUUUGUGACCGACGAGCGACUCCUCAAGGCCGUCGUGGAGCUCGCCGACAAGGGGAACUUUGUAUCGGCGAUCACCACGUUAAUUACCAGCGAUCGUCUUGACAUUAUAAGAAGCAAUAUAAGUGAAAUAAUCUCCCUAGUGCCGGAAAUCGAGCGACGAAUGAACUAUAGCUUUGAUAUAAAGCAGUUGUUUUCCAAUCGUGAAACCUUCGUGAAGUUGGGAGUACUCCUCUGUGGACAUCCUUUCCCUAACACGGACACUAUUCCGUUGGUGAACGAGAUCCUGGAGUCGGAGGACUUGAGUCAGAAUAAUGAUAAGGAACUUGAUUCAAUGCCAAACCUCCAGUCCUCAGAGCGCACUCGUCGAUCCCCAGAUUUAGACACAGACUGGAGGCCAACAAAUUACUGCAAGCGUUUGUAUAGAGAUGUCACAUCCACAAAUCAGGGAAAACUUACUUGGAAUACGAUAAAGCCCAUUAUUCAGGGAAGAAUACUUUACACGCCAGCCACUGCUCUCACAGAAAGUGUGGUUAAAUUCAGCAACUCUACCUUCGAGGAAAUAGAUCGAUUGAAGCAACUCUCCCGAGCAGCAGCCACUAUUCUGACCAAACUCCAUACCAACGCCACCUUCCAGGAGGCCUUCGACAAUCUCCUCAAACUGGCCCGAUCGCCCUUGGUGAAGAGCUUGGUGGGCGAUGACUUCGACAUUGGCCAGAUCGAGAGCAUCUUCCAGUACCUGAGGACCAAUCAGCUCAUCUACGACAUCCUCACCACGGUGGCGGACAUAAUGGACUGUGUCUCGGCGGACCGGUUCGAGGCUGUCGAGAGCGAGGAGGCCCUGAGGAAGAGGGCCUACGAACUCAACCAGAACAAGAUCUUCCUGGCUGCCCUGAAUCUGGAGGAUGUGGGCCUGAAGGAGGCCUCCUAUCGCCUGCACAUGGACACGGACAACACCCAGCCGACCUUCGAGAAUCGUAAUCGGUUUUGGUUCCCAGGACCGGCGGAUAGCAUGGUCCUGGAUCUGAAGUAUCAUCGUGGCUUUGUCCAACUGAAGCAGAUGAUCGACAUGGGCAUCAUAAAGCACAAACGAGACGAGGCGGGAAUCGUGCCGGAAGAGGAGGAGACUAGUAAGAAGACCACCAGUGGACCAGGACUCUUCAGCAUCAAGGCAGUGGAUGAUUCCAGCGAGGACAGCGAUGAGGACGAUGAUUUGGAUUUCAGCGUGGAGAAGGCCACACAAAAGCCAUUGCCCUUUGAAGUGGACGAGGAGGAAACCACUCUCAGUGGGGUUACCCAACAACCCGAUGUCGGAGCCACCAAUCCGCCAGAGAAAGAGGUCACUACAGAUCCCAACGAUGAACCCGAGCUGCUGCUUCUCAAAGGCGAAGAGGUCCUGAAACGGGAGAAGCGACAGGGCUUUCUUGAUUUCCUGGGCGGAUUGGGGGGCUCAGAGGCCAACAAGAAGCCCAAGUUCCAAGUGGACGACAUGCAGUUCUACACCAAACAGUUUCCAUAUCCCGCUUUCCUCAAUGAUGUUUUCAAACGUGGUCUGUACUUGUCCCAAGGUGUCCAAAUAGCCUUCCUAUUGGGUCUGGUGGUAGCCGUGGCCAUCUGUGUGAGGGAAAGGAUCUGGAUGCGAGAAAGCAGAAACAGCAUGUUAAUGCGAUCCAUGGGCCUGAAAGCCCAAUCCGAACUGAUGGCCUGGGCCUUGAUGAGUCUCAUGGAGCUCUGUGUGAUCUUCUGCCUCAUAAGCGCAGUCCUCUACAGUGGCGGUAUUCUGGCUUUCACCAACUGGUUCUUCAUGAUGUUCUACUGUAUGAGCUUCGGAGUGUGUCUCAUAUCCUUCUGCUACAUGUGCUCUAACUUCUUCAACUCGGCCAAUAUUGGUGCCGUGGCCAGUGCCCUGCUCUUCUUCAUCAGCCUGUGUCCUUUCAUCAUUGUCCUGAUGUUCGACGCCAAGCUGAGUGUCUUCGAGAGCUUCCUGGUGGACCUGUCCUUCACCACGGCCUUUGCCAAGGGCUGGAGUGAACUGAUGAGGAUGGAGCUGCAGCAGGAGGGACUCACGCCGGUCCACCUGUUCCGUCUGGGUCCUGCGAGGAGCGAGUGCGCCAUGGCCUUCCUCAUGUUCGUGCUGGACUUUCUGCUCUAUGCGGUCAUUGGCUUGGCCUACCAGCGUUACAAGAGAACCAACUACAGCUUCGUGAAGGUGACUCGCUCCCAGCUGGACGACAAGCUGGGCGCCUCCCUCUCGAAUGUCACCAAGCUGUACGGCAGCAAGUGCGCCGUUUCGAACCUGACGAUGGACUUUGCCCGGAACCAGGUCAGCUGCCUGCUGGGCCGGAAUGGAGCUGGGAAGAGUACGCUGAUCAAGCUGCUGACAGGACAGAUACGACAGGAUACGGGCAGGGUCCUCCUGGCCGGAGAGCAUCAGGUGGGAGUGUGCUGGCAGGACAACAUCCUGAUACCCACUCUCACGGCCAGAGAGCACCUGCAACUCUAUGCCCAGAUCAAGAUGCCCCGGGGGGAGAUUGGCAAGGACGAGAUCCGGGCCGAGGUGGCUAGUACCCUGCAGAGCCUUAACUUUGGGCAGCACGAGUCCUUUGCGGCCAGCCAGCUCUCGGGCGGCUAUCAGAGGCGACUCUGUGUGGCCAUCGCCUUCAUAGCCUCGCCGAACGUCGUUAUCCUGGACGAGCCGUGCAACGGCGUGGAUGCCAAGGCGCGCAAGGACAUCUGGCAGCUGAUCGAGCGUCUGAGGCAAGGACGUGCCGUGAUCUUCGCCACCCACUUCCUGGACGAGGCCAAGUACCUGAGUGACUUUUUGGUGAUAAUGAGGAAUGGUCGGAUUAUAGCCCAACAUAGUCGGGACUCCCUGCAACAGCUGAGCACCUCGAACUACAGCCUGAGGAUGCGCUGUUCGGAUGCCACGGGAGUGGCCCUGGUGGCCCAGAAAGCCCAGAAGCUCCUGCCACAAAGCCAGGUGCUUCAGUCCGGCGAUCAUCCCCAUAACCUCACGAUCAGUGCCAGCUACGCGGAGAAUCUCACUCCAAGUGCCGUGGAGUUUCUGGAGUUCCUACAGGAGCAGGAGUCCUCGGGUGGCAUUUCGGAACUGGAGCUGACCAGCAGCAACAGCCUGGAACAGGAGUUCGAGCAACUCAACCGAAACGGCGAGGAUCCGAGGCCGAGAAACGGGCCGACAGAGCCGAAUGGGGUGGUGACAGGACCUGCCAGCGUUACGGAUGAUCCUCCCACUGCCUGCGCCCAGUUCAAGCUCCUGAUGGGCAAGCGAUUCACGCAUCUGGCCCGGAACUAUCGACUCCUGCUGUACGUCCUGCUGCUGCCGGCCCUGUUCGAGCUCUGCGCCAUGUGGUUUGUGAGCUACAGGCUGGAGGACGAUUUCGACACGAUCCUGCCGCUGAACCGGGACCUGUAUCCCAAGAGUGCCGAGUUCCUGUCCCAGGAGGUGGCCACAAAGUUCACCGCGAAGCUGUAUCCGCAUCUGAAGGACUCGUGCGAGUCCUUCGGCGAGUGCCGGGAGUUCAAUGACUCGGAGAAGGCCUACGACUGGGUGCUGGACAGCCUCGACGAGUAUCGGGAGCGACGAUAUGGCGGCUAUAGCCUGAACGGCAGUGCCGCCACUGUCUGGUACAACAACAAGGGCUACCACGCGAUGCUCUCCUGGCUGAACGACCUGAACACGGAGCUGCUCCGCACCACCAUGAACGACACGGAGUACAGUGUCCUGACACUGAACGAGCCUUGGAAACUGGGCUUCUCUGAGCUCUCCACCACCUCCGUACUCCGGCAGGCCGGCGACUCCUGCAUGGUCUUCAUCCUUCUGAUUGCCUUCGGCCUGGUGGUGGCGGCAGGAUCGGUCUAUUUGGUCAACGAAAGGAUCAACGGCGAGAAGCUCCAGCAGAGGUUGUGCGGAGUGAGUGCCGUCACCUACUGGUCGGUGUCCUUCGUCUGGGACUACCUCGUCAUGGUCCUGGCACUCGUCGUCCUGCUGCUGGUGGUCUUCAUCUUUGGAAUGCCAGUGUUUGUGGCUCGCCAUCAGUUGGUGGGCAUUAUAGGACUCUCAUUGGCUUUCAGCUUUGCUUGCGUUCCUGCCGUCCAUGUGGCUGAGAAACUCUUCAGCGACUCCAGCAUCGCCAUCGUCACCAUUUUCUGCGCCAAUCUGAUCAUCCCCCUGGCCACCAUGGGCGUCAUCCUGAUCCUGGGCGUGGUCGGCGAGGGAGCUGCCUGGGAUCAAUGGCGCCACGCCCUCAACAACUUGUUCCUCCUGUUCCCCCAACACGCCCUCGGCGAUGGCCUCCUUGAGCUGUGCAAGAACUACAUGGUGGCCCUGGUCUUCCGCCGCUACGACAUCGACUCCUACAAGCAUCCCUUGGCCAGCGACCUGCUGGCGCGCCACUUUGCCGCCCUAUUCGUAGUGGGGGUGUGCGGCCUGAUCCUCAACGUCCUCAUCGAGUGGCAUCUGCUGGCCAAGCUCUGGCAGAAGGUGGAGCGCCUGCUGGACUGCCACUACCGCCGGGAACUGGACAAGCUGGGCCAGCUGAAGCUCGUCAAUAUCCAGAGCAUUUUCAAGAGCUGUGUGGCCGCCGGCGAGGCGGUCCGAGCCGAGAACCUGUGGCUGGCCUAUCGCCGUGGCAGGUAUGCUGUCCGGCAGGUGCACUUCAGUGUCCAGAGGGGCGAGUGCUUCGGGCUUCUGGGCAAGAAUGGGGCUGGCAAGUCCACCAUCUUCAAGCUCCUAACAGGACAGCUGCAGCCAAAUGUGGGGCAUAUCUACUUUGAACAGCCUGGUGUCUCGUACUGCCCCCAAAGUAAUCCCCUGGAUCCCCUGCUCACCGUCAGCGAGUGCGUCCGAUUCUACGGGAGAUUGCGCGGCAUCCGGCAGUUGGAGCAGUUCCUGGACCGAGUCCUGGACACCUACGAGCUGCGUCCCUACAAGGACAUCCAGGUGCGGAAUCUGAGCGGCGGCAACCGAAGGAAACUCACGGUGGCAGUGACCUGCUGCGGCUACACGCCCACGGUCCUGAUGGACGAGCCGACGAGCGACAUGGACCCGGUUACCAGGGACCUGGUCUACGCCACCAUCGAGCAGCUGCUCCUGGCCCGCAGGGCGGUGAUCCUCACCUCGCACUCCGUCUCCGAGAUCGAGCAUCUGUGCCAGCGAGUGGCGGUGCUCCGGGCCGGCCAGGUGAUAGCCAGCGACAGUCCCUCCCGCCUGAAGUCGGAGUACGGGGGCUACUAUGCCGUCAACUGCUUCUGCCCGCCGGCCCAGCAGGCUCUGCUGGUGCGGACGCUCCACCAGCGGCUGCCGGGCCUCAAGGACCUCCAGCACUACGCCCACAGCCUGAGAUUUUUGGUGAAAAUCCGUUCCCCCUCCCAUCCCGCCGACCAGUCCCCGCUGCUAUCCGAGCUGUUCGCCAUCCUGCGGGAUCUGUGCGUGGACGUGGCCAGGUUUUCGAUAAAUCGUUGCCGUUUCGAGACCGUCUUCGAACGAAUCCUGGACAGCUGCGAGAGCAACGGCCCAAAGCCGGAGGCCAAUGGCCUCAAUGGGGUCAACAAGAGCCCGCAGGACCUGCCGAGCAAGUCGGCGGCGGUGGCAGGAUCUCUGGAAUCGGGCUAUAUACACUGUGGCUAUGAAGAAACCACCACCUAGAGAUCGUAUCAGAAUUUAAUAUAUAUUUUUUUUUUAAUCAGACCUGUUACUGUUUCUUAAAAUGCCAAAAAGUUAAUGUGGAAAAUAGGAAAAUCAGGAACUAUAAGACAAUAAUCUUUUAAUCAAAAAUAAUAAUAAUAAUAUUAAUAAUAAUAUAUUUUUUUUAUGCAACUUUUACGAUAGGUAGAGCAAGUUUUUUUUUGUGAUAAGAUCGAUGGAGUUUCGAUCCAGUGAUAAGAUUUGAGCUUCACUUUAUUCCGGGUGUUCUGUUUAGCGAUUAGGAAGCCUAAAUGUUAAAUAUUAAAUAUUAAAAAUAAAAUAUAAACUGUAUCCUGUCCCCACCACCACCAAUCUCCUUAUAGCUUUAAUACACCAACUUAGGUAUAGAAUAUAAAUAAAAUAAAUGUAUAUUUGUACUUUAUAUGUCCUGGCUCUGGUCCUUAUAGGAUCUGGCCACAUUGUUUUUUAAAUGGCAAAAUGAUUAUGAAUAAAGUUAAAGAUAUUAAAUGUGA